Messenger RNA from Purpureocillium takamizusanense, 2220 nucleotides. RefSeq lists its product as uncharacterized. The record is from RefSeq and is a predicted model, not a curated record. The coding region runs from base 1 to 2220 and encodes 739 amino acids. NCBI's taxonomy places the organism in Eukaryota, Fungi, Ascomycota, Sordariomycetes, Hypocreales, Ophiocordycipitaceae. Gene Ontology annotation, biological process: positive regulation of transcription by RNA polymerase II. The transcript has a single exon. Gene Ontology annotation, molecular function: DNA-binding transcription factor activity, RNA polymerase II-specific; zinc ion binding.
AUGCCGCCCAAGAAGAGGACCUCCGCAACCGACGCAGACCCAUCCAGGAGACUGGACGAGCAACCUUCUGCCGCCAAGAGACAGCGCGUCUCGCUGGCCUGUGAUGGAUGCAGAGCCGCCCGCGAAAAGUGCGACGGCACCCGCCCGCGGUGCCGAGCCUGUCUCUCGCAGAACCGACCAUGCUCGUACACGCCUGCCUCCAAGAAGAGGGGCGUGCAAACGGGCUACUUGAGAGCCGUCGAGCUGUCCCUCGCGUGGCUGCUAGAACAGGUUCCCGGCACCGAAGAGACCCUCAACCAGCUCCUCAGCCAGAAUAACAACGGGCCAGGCGGCGCAACCAUCAUCAUCAACAAGGAUCACAUAAGCAAUCGCUUGCACAAACGCUGGACCAAGAGUCGAGUGCACAAAGAAAUUGGGCGCCUCUUGUCCGAUGGCUCGGCACGGGCCGCGGAACCAUCGCCUGAAGAGACCGGCUCGGAUACCGAGCAGGACUCGCCCUCCUGGCUCAAGCCCGCCGAAUCUGCCCCUACCUCGGCCAUGUACAGCACAGGUCUACGGGAGCGCAUGCCGCAUUUGACGAGCACUGGUGAUGUUGAAGAAGCCAGACAUCGGCCCCAGUUGCCGUAUAACUGGCAACGCCUCAUCGAGAUAUACAUAGCUUACACGCAUUGUUGGCUGCCAAUAUCGAGCAAGAAUGACUUGUUCGCAGCAGCCGCAGAAUAUGACGCCUACGCAGUCCCCCACAGCUCGCAUGAGGGCGAGUCGACUGUCUCGCGAUAUGCCGAGCUCUGGGCGGCCUUGAGCGUUGCUUCCUUCCAAGACGCGCAGUCGCGCAGCGCGUCCACCAACCCGGAUCGAACGCCGACUCGCAUCUUAGCCAUCGCCCGCAGCUUUCUGCCGCCCGAAGAUGGACCGUUUGACACGUCCGUCAUCCGCGCAACUCUCCUCCACGCCCUGAUACUCAUCGGUCGCGGAAGUCCCUUUGCGGCCUCGCUGCUGGUUGGGAGAGCUGCAAGAAUACUCAACCAUCUGCAAUCGACCGACUCCGCUAUCUUGGCGACAUCACACUCCGAGUCGCUGUUGGACGCCUGCGUCGUCUUCGACGCAGUCACCUCUGCUUGCUUGCGGCAGUCGCCACAGCUUGCUGAAUCAACCCAAGAUGUGCGCUCAUUCACCACUCUUUCCACCGAGACGAAGUCAUCCGAAAGUUGGACGCCCGUGUACGGAUUUGGCCAUGGUCCAUUUCGUAGCGAAGCGGCUCGGGCACCCAAGACGUACCCUGUGGCUACCUUGGGCCAGCUGCGCCAGCUCGCGCGCAUCCUUGCUGGUGCCGCAGACCCGCGCAUGGACCAGACGUCGAACACGACAGCAAACACGGACGACCUCGUGCAAUGUCUGCGGCCCCAGUUCAGCUUCUGCAACUCUCUGAUUUCAGGCGGAUCCACUCCGAUGCUGCCGUCUGCCUACCUGGUCAAGGUCAUGUUCCUGGCGACAACUGUGCGGCUCGUCCCCGCUCACCGCUCAUCGCUUCUAUCCAACGUUUUGGAAGUCGUCGAGGCCAGCCUCAGCAAUUUCGGGGCUUGCGGCACACCACCACUCAUUGGUGCUCUGUUGCACCUUGUGCAAACCAGCGGCACCAUGGACAUGCAUGAAUCGGAGAGAAAACGGUGGACUUCUACGUUAAGUAGGCUGAAUGCGGUUUGGGCGCAGGAGGCGGGCGACGGCUCUCGUGUGAGCCAUUCUCCGCCGGCAGCAGCAGUGCCAGGACCGGAAUUCCCGAACGACGCGGGCGACCUGCCAUCGUUUACCCAACGUCGUUGGAACUCUGAGCGGUUGGGUGCAGGGCAGGGAUUGCCAGCGGAGCCCAUCAUCUCCCCGGGUUAUAGAUUGCUCCCAACCGACGCAAAUGGGCCCAUCAACAUCCCUCCACCCGUCACGGAUUACUUCGCCUCACCUCCGUCUCGGUUCCGGUCUCUGGCAUCCGAGGGCCACGAGAGUGGUCCUUUGCGAGAGCGGUUGGCAGAUGCCCGGCAGCCCGGUGCAGUCUUUUCAGCCCUUGGUCCGCUCAGCCAGGGCAUUGACUACGAUGCCAUUCUGGAAGAGCUUGGUACCAUCGACUACACCGACGGCAUCGGCAUGGACCCCCAGUUCAUGGUCAACCUCGGCUUCGCGCCGGGCUGCGAUCUGGGCGAGAUGUUUCAGGGAGAUUUCGGCGGUUGA